This is a messenger RNA of Phanerochaete carnosa HHB-10118-sp, 1754 nucleotides long. RefSeq lists its product as uncharacterized. Gene Ontology annotation, molecular function: mating-type factor pheromone receptor activity. The transcript has 5 exons. The coding region runs from base 72 to 1430 and encodes 452 amino acids. Gene Ontology annotation, cellular component: membrane. The record is from RefSeq and is a predicted model, not a curated record. Lineage: Eukaryota; Fungi; Basidiomycota; Agaricomycetes; Polyporales; Phanerochaetaceae. Gene Ontology annotation, biological process: G protein-coupled receptor signaling pathway.
GCCUCCCGCACGCUCAGGCUGCGUGCUGACGAUCUCCUCCCACAUCUCCAGUGGUCUCAAGUCUGACAAGGAUGGUGCCCUGGCCUGCCGAGCAGGCGCUCAUGACAGCGCUGUCUUUCAUCAGCUUCUGCUUAGUGUCAAUUCCUCUCUACUGGCACUUGGAAGCCUGGAAUGUGGGGUGCAUCCUGUACAUCUUCUGGAUCGGCUCCUGCUCCCUCAUCAACUUUGUCAACGGAGUUGUCUGGAGGAAUGACGCGAUUAUUCGGGCCCCCGUCUGGGGUGACAUUGCUGUCCGCAUUAUUUGGGCUGAAGCACACGGUAUCCUCGCCGCCUCUCUCGUUAUCAAUCGCCGUCUGUACAAGAUUGCAAGCACCACUUCCGUGUCUAUCAGCAGGGUACAGCGCAGGCGAGCAAUGUACACCGACCUUGCCAUCGGGCUCGGGAUCCCCAUCCUCACUCUAAUCCUCAUGUGGUUUGUACAGGGUCACCGGUUUGACAUCUACGAGGGCAUCGGCCCUCUCGCUGCCAUUCCCAAUACAUACUUCGCAAUGGUCCUGACCAAUGGAAUGUGUAUUCUCAUCGGCUUGAUCUCCGCGUGUUACUGCAUUGGCACUCUCCGUGCGUUCACACGACGCCGCAAGCAAUUCAGCGAGCUGCUUGCUACGAACAACAACAUUAACUUGCAUCGGUACAUGCGGCUCAUGGCCCUUGCCGCUCUCGAGCUUAUCGGCACGGUCCCGCUUGCCAUCUAUCUCCUCACGAUCGAACUCAGGACGCCUGUGUACGUUUGGCGCGGUCUUGCGGACAUCCACCUCGGAUUCUCGCGUAUUAACCAGUACCCAUUCCUCCUCUGGGAUAUGGACCCCAGUAACAAGGUCGACCUGACGAUGCAACAGUACCUCACCGUCUCGUGUGGCAUUCUGUUCUUCCUCUUCUUCGGCCUCGCAGAGGAGGCACGCACGCACUACCGUCUCGCCUUCACGAGCGUCGCCAAGCGGCUCGGCAUCAGCACCGCCGGCACCUCCUCGGGCAGCUGGUCGCCGAGCAAGGGCUCCAAGCUCGGCGUGUCGAUCCCCUCCUUUGUCCAGCGCAGCUUCGUCACGGCGCCCGCGACGAGCCUGUCGCCCGGCGGCGGGCGCAGCACGCGCAAGCGCGACUCGUUCGGCUUCGACUCGUUCGUCAGCGACCGCCUCUCGACGCAACUCAGCAUCGGCGAGUUCGGCGAGUUCGAAGACAAGCAGCCGUACUCCCCUGCAGACACCGCUGGCUCGAGCACGUGCGUCUCGACGCCCGUCGAUGGCAGCGAGGAGAAGGCGCUCCCGCCGCUCGUACGCCCCGAUUCGGGCGUCGUCGUCAACGUAGAGGUCAUUACUGACCGACGGUCCUUGGACGUGCCACAAUCAGUGCGCGACGAGUCUCACAUGGUUUGAAACCCGUAUCCACCGUUAUUUCUCUCGUCUUUACUACGAUGUUCCCCCACUACUCAAAAUCCAGUUACAUUUUCCCAUGUUCAUUAGGGACCGUGUUGUGCUUCUUAACAGCCACCUUCGUUUUUUCACGAACUGUUCUUGUUGUAUAUUUGAUUCCACUGUAUCCCUAGGUUCUCUUGCGCUACCUCUGGUUGCCCUCCACAUAUACCAUUAUCACUAACAUAACAUCACUAGUAGUACCUUCGUGUAUCGCUACCGCCAUCGUCGAUGUAGAGUCGACUGGAUAGCUCUUGUGCAAUAGACUUCGCAGCUUAUACAGAUGAC